This is a messenger RNA of Cephus cinctus (wheat stem sawfly), 4911 nucleotides long. RefSeq names its product protein P200. The transcript has 4 exons. Lineage: Eukaryota; Metazoa; Arthropoda; Insecta; Hymenoptera; Cephidae. The record is from RefSeq and is a predicted model, not a curated record. The coding region runs from base 736 to 4542 and encodes 1268 amino acids.
UUGACUUCCACGAGUGUGGGGGGGAGGGCAGGAGCAUAUUAAUGAAACAGCAGCGGUCGAAGUAAAGGGUAAAAGUAAAUUUACCAGAGGCACGCGAAGUGUCUGGCCUCGUAAAUUUCGACGAAUGCGUGUGUGUUCAUUUUUACAUGCAAUUCGUCAGACGGAGGACCAACUGUCGUUAAACUUAAAAUUACAAUAAAGUAUAGAUAUCACAGUAGUAACUUUAAUCAUCCAAGUUCUGCAUAAGCAAAUUUGAAACGACACAAGGCGCGAAAUGUACCGGCACUACGAAUCGGCAAACUUUUGAACAUCAAGUAUAAAGUGGUGUAGAGUAUUACGAAGUUUAUCCUAUAUUUCUACAGUCUGUCUGUAGAAUAAUGGACGUAGUGGUUGGAGUAGGGGAUAGCACACCUGUACAACCAUCUGGGGUAACCACCCCCACGUUCACGGCGUCGCGACGCCACAUGCGACAGUCGCUCGCUGAGCCGGGAUGUCGAAGGAUCUAGCUGGAUCUAGCCUUUUGAGAAUACAUUGUCGAAUUGUAUUUUCCAUGUAUCAAAUUAAAUGGUAUAGGAUUUUUGAAAAUUGAAAAAACAAGGACAGAAUUUUAUUCUGUGUCGAUAACCAACGACGCAUAUUUUUUUAUCAAGUUGAUUUAUGGGGAUAGAGCGUCUCUCUGUGUAAACAUUAAGGGAACAAACUGUGUGUCACGUUACAAAAAAUCUUCAGUAUAAUAUGACGCCACUGCAUGAUGGUCAAGAUUAUUAUAGAAAGAUGUUGGAACUUCAGGAGAGAUUACGCAAAAGCGAAGAAGAGAGGAUGAAGCUGGAGGAACGAUUCAAUACGUUAGUUCAAGAAUCCCGCAAUAGGCACGAAGCGUGUAUCAACAGACUACGUAUGAGAUACAUCGAGUUUUUGGAAGAACAACGCGCCAGAGAUGAAAGAAAUCACAAAUUACUUGGAGCCCUGGAUAAGGUGGAUAGCAGUCUAGCCUUGAUGACUGCCAAAACAGAUAGACUCAGUAUUCUACGGAAGCAGUACGAAGCUUAUCUACUACGCGUAUAUGCCAACAGAUGCCCGACUGGUACGGGGGACAGUGGCGUCGCUAGUCAGAAUGACGAAAGGCCGUCCAAAAAGGAUAUACCUCAAGUCAAUCGAACAGCACAGUCUAUCAAUCAAUCUGUGGAAAUGUCGCGUGUUACUGUCCCAACCGUGAACCUCUCCAGAACGUCCUUCCAGCAGAGUCAGACUGUACCAGCUGAAUAUACUGAGACAAGAUAUAUGGGUCCUUCAGGUGUAUCACAAUAUGGGCAAAUUUCUCAGGCAAAUUCACAAGUAAACCUGCCUUAUGAGCAGAUACAAUUUUCUCAGAGACAGCAGGUUCCAUUUGCUUAUGAAACCUCUGUUAUGGAGGGUCAGGGUAGUACGCGUCAACAGUAUUCACCGUAUGCAGUGAGGACAGCCCAAGUAGCAGGAAGUCCUGAAAGUGUUUCAGAGUUUAAUCCUCAGAAAGUUCAGUAUGGACGAUUUGCUCCUAGUUCUCAGCCAGUCUUAUCCCAGCAUCAGAUUACAGAAAUUACUGCUCGUUUACCUCAGAUUGAGCCUGAGCAAAGUGUUUCAAGAUAUUUAUCAGCUUCUGUACCACAUGUUCCAAUCGACAGGAACAUUCCUCAAGUUGUGACAUCCAGGGCACCAGAAGUUGUUGAACCCUCUGGUGGUAACGUGACAGAGUUUCUUCCUAGCAUGACACUUCAAGAUCAUCAACGGGAUCCUGAACGACACUUCAUGCCUUCUCAGUUGGUACCUGGCAGCGGUGAUCUGCAAAACGCUUUGACGGGUGACACUAGCUUUAAUCUGCACAGACAGAGUACUCCUUUACCUAGUUACUUGGAUUAUUCAAUAAGAUAUACUCGGGAUGAGCCCAAGGUCGAGGAAGAAACCCGAUCAAUGACAAAGAGCGACCUCGAAGAUUUAAUAAAACGGAAUGAACGUAUUUUACCAAAAAAUUAUCCAUCCCGCAACGAAAGACCGAAGGCUACAGGACGUACCUCUAAAUUUUCUUCGAUCAUAAACAAAAAUUCCGUAAUUUCGGACGGCAGAUCGACAAAGGCUUUGGAAAGUGAAUUGGACAAUUAUAUCAGCAAGAUCAGAACUCUUCAUCGUGAUUUGGAUCAACAAAGUCUGGAGGAAUUGGAUCAUGAACAGAAUACAAGUGGUGAUCUUCUGAAUGUAACACUGUCGGACGAUGGACCUGAUUUACCGGUAGAAGAGAAAUCAAGAGAAAAUCAAGUACCUGAACAAGUUCAGGAAGUCUUGGCACUAGCGGAUGACCUAGCAUCCAGUACGGCAAAUAUAGACGACGUGUUAGUUGGGCCGACCAAUGAAAAACGUCAAACCGUUGGAGAGAGUCCCAAGGGAAUGUCUUCUGCUGAAACAAACGUGAAAAAGGAAGAUUCUGGCUACCAAGUGACUUUAACUAAUAUGACUGUAAACGAGACAGGCAAUCAGGCACUUCGUAUCAAGGACAGCGCGUGCGCGGCAUUAGCGACUCUUGCGGCUGACGGAAUUAGAGCUAAGGUUGCGACAUCAGAAUUGGAAAUAGCGAGUCCGCAUAAAAAUAUUAGGAAACUUGCGACACCGCAUGUUGAGAAUAGCAGCGUUAAUGUAGGCGUUACGAUACCAAGUAAACAGAGUGAUGAGAUUAAGAAAGAUCAAUUGAAAGCGGUUCAUGAGAUACCGGUUGACUUGGCUGCAGAACUCGGUAAAGUAAAAUUGGAUGAACGGCAAGAUACUUUGGAUGAAUCAAAGAGCUCUGUGCUCUUGGAGGAUAUUGAAGGUAAGGGAGUUCAGUUACUAGAUGAGAAGCCCAAGAUUGGCAUGAAGGUUCUUGGUGUUGAGAAGGAAGUCGAGCCGACUAGUCUUCAACAUUUUGAGAAAAAUAUUCAAGAAGUUGAGCAAGAGGAGAAGAAAGACUUCGUGACUGAAAAGGAUGUGCGUGAUGACACCGGAAAUGAAGUUCUUCAGAGCGCACUGGAAAGACAAGGGAUGUUGAGUAGAGCAGGAUCGGUCGCAGAGAAAAUUGGGAAAAAUAUUCCGGAAGAGAGAUCGUUUGAAGAUAAGAAGAUAAAAACAAAGAGUACUAUUCAGGAUAUAGACAAUGAUUUUAAGGAUCAAGAAAGUUAUUUAGAUUUAAGAGAGCCUCAACAAAGUAGUGAAAUCCUGAAGGGAGAUGAUUAUGAUAAUUUAAAUAUUAAAGAUAAGAAAAAUAUUCCCUUGGAACAUGUUUCUGGGCUCGAGCCUAAGACUAAUAAACAGAUGGAGCGACAUAGGGACGAAGAUUAUGAAAAUUUUGAUGAAGCUCCUAGAAAUUAUGCGUUGCAUCCAACUGAAACUUUGGAGUAUGGUCACCCAGAUUAUGAUUCCAGUAAAACUGAAGUAUUUAGGGAAAAGGAAUAUCCCUCAUAUGAUUUUAAAUCAAGAGAAGGAUUGGAACAGCCGAUUGAAUAUUCUCCGAUUGAACAAAUUGGUAAAUCUAAUGAAGUUCGUGAACCUGAUUCUGAUUAUGAGCAUCAUAUGGAACAGCCAUAUAAACAUGGUCCAAAUGAAGUUUAUUCAGAAAAUCCUGACCAACAAUAUCCAUAUGACAUGGGAGAACAGUAUAUUGAUGAAACUAAUCAGAGAUAUAAAUAUGAUCCAAACGUUCAGUAUGAACAUAAUCCUACUGAAGAGUAUGAACAAUAUAUACCAGAUUCAAAGGCACAGUAUGAACAGUAUCCUGGAGAGCAUUAUUCAGAAUAUGAACAUAAUCCCAAUGAACAGUAUGAGAGUGAUCCUAAUCAAGAAUAUGAACAUGAUUUAGGUCAACAGUAUGAACAGGGUCCUAAUCAACAGUAUGAGCAAGAUCCAAAUCAAGAGUAUGAACAAGAUCCUAAUCAACAAUAUGCACAUGAUCUACAUCAGCAAUAUGAGCCUGAUCCGCAUGAGCAAUAUGAACAUUAUGAGCAGGAUCCUAGUCCACACUAUAAUCUUAAUCAACAGUACGAUUCAGGACAACCGUACAACCCUGAUCAACACUAUCCUUACCCUACUGAAGGGUACGAGGAUCAAGAACAGUAUGAACCUGAAGAACAUAAUCAAAAUGAAUUUGUCAAUAAUGAAUCUUACAAUCCCGAUGAACAAGUAUACUUCGAACAGUCUGCACAACCUUAUCCCGUUGAAGAACAGGACCAUACAGCAGCCCCCAAAAAUACAGAAUAUAAUCCUGACCAAUCUCAACCCUAUGAAGAGGGCUACAAAGGUGUCGAAGAACUCCUGGAAGAUCCAGUUGUUCAAGGAAUAGAAAGUGCAGUGUCUGAACCAAAAGAAGAUGUUUUACGAUUGGAGGAUAAGGAGCGCAUCGAUCGGGAGCAGAAGGUCGAAGGUCAAGUAGAGGAUAAGAAGAAGAAGAAGGACGUGAUAAAGUCCUUAUUAGAUUCAGACACCGAUAGUACUAUAGAACGCAAUGUAUCCAACACCACAGAAAGCGACUUUGACUUCAAUUAAUUCGAAAAGUUCAAAUAAAAAAACUUCCUCGCAAGUUCAACUAGUCAAUAAAAUUUCUUAAAGGAAUGCAACCAAUUACAAUAAAUGCAUUGGAUUAUUUUCAAAUAUCCAAAAGAGUAUAUUAGCUUAAGUAGCAAUUAUCAUAAAAUCCAUAAACAAAGAUAGUGUUUAUCAUAAGAAAAGCUGCGCAGGGAAAUGAAUCCAUAAGUCCUUAUAAACCAAAUUUUUUAAAUUAAAUAAUUAGCCUCAGCCGAUAAUACUAUAUUUGAGUAACUAUCUAACUUUUAAAAUUGUACUUUCAGUAUGACUCUUAAGUAUCACACGCUGUAUAUCUAUACACUGUUAAUAAAAGAUUUAAUUUAGCUGAUA